Cylicocyclus nassatus is the source of this 366-nucleotide messenger RNA. The record is from the annotation of a GenBank genome assembly. NCBI's taxonomy places the organism in Eukaryota, Metazoa, Nematoda, Chromadorea, Rhabditida, Strongylidae.
AUGCUUCUUUGUAUUCUUAUACUGCUGCUUGUAUGCUCCACCUUCUUGGAUUCAGGAGAUCCCAAAUUUUGCCGCAUAAAAUAUACUGAUUGGGUAAAAGCUCUCAAGGAGAAACUCGAAGAGGGUUGCGUUUAUAAACGGAAAUUGGAAUACCAAGAUUGGAUGGAGAGUACCGUUUUUUUAUAUGGCACGGGCAAAUGGGCACCUGAUUCAAGCAAAUAUCGCAUAUUUAAAAUAUCUGAUAAUCCGUGCGACCAAGAAUUUGAUAAACUGAAAGAGAUCGCAGGUAAAAUGCGCAAGCAAAUCGAUGCGGACAAUCUGAGACCCCCUUCACGAAUGACAACUUGCGACGUAAGCAAAAUUUAA